GACAUCAGAAAAGAAAAAUAUUCACCGAAGGUACCACGCAAAAAUUUGCUCGCCAAGGGAAAGCAAUUUUCACUGCCCCGAAAACCGAAUUUCUGAUGCUUCUGGAGCGCUCAAAAUAGUUCUAAAAAGUCCGCAAUAGUGUCCGGGCACCGGUUCCGGUAAAGUGCGCUCCGGAAACCGUGAUUCCGGAGUGGAAAAUAGGGAAGCAAAGGUGAAUAUAAAUCCACCGGUCGUCGCGAAGUGAUCUGGGUUAGGUUUGCUUGCGAAGCAUUGUAGGAAAAGUGGCCAAAAACAGGGGGACAUGUCCAGCAGUUCGGUUUUCAAGGUUUAUCCGUCGUCUCCCCCUAAGUCGUCGUCGAUUCACGAGGAGGAAAAUCCCGUUCUGGGUGCGGAAGGAACGUCGUCUGGGAAUGAAACCGGAUGCAGCGCCGCGGCGGGAGUUUCGAAUUCGGCGGAGGCGGAGGCCGUCGAUGAGCACCUCAAAAUUGAUUCCAAUCUGGUCAUCGUGGUCGGCAAGGACGGCAGCGUACAUGUGGAUCAGAAAACGUUGCACAGUUUGCUCGCAAAUGAAACAAAUGACACUUCAGUCAGUGUUGUCAGAAUAACAUCGCCAACACCGAGUAUCGAGGAAGAAAUAGAGGAAGAGCGAAGAUUGUUGCAAGAGCAGAAACUUCAACAAGAACUCGAAUCCGGCACAGGAUCUAGCGAUAGCGGUUCACUUGAUUCCCCGGAGUCAUCUAAUGCAGCUCCAUCGGUUGGUGGCAAAAAUGAAGCUAAUCAAUCCGCAGCGGGUCCAAGUGGAGUUAGUACACGGAGAAGCCAUAAACCUGCGGCAGCCAAGAAGGAGGACGUAAUGCUAGAUGAUGAUGGAGAAACUCCGCACGUCAGUAUGAUGGUAGAAGGGUUUUAUCCUCCCGACGAAGCGAAAAAGUUUGCCGAAGAAGUGCUCACUUUGGCUGGACUGCGUAAGCCAUUGCAUGUAGAAACUCGAAUCGAUUAUGAAUUUCAUCGAUACGUCGUGGCCAACGAUCAUUGUUAUACUCCACUAACAUCACCAAGUCAGAAAUUGCCACCACGUCCAUACUACGAAGAUUUGGAUUCACCUAUCGAAAUACGACCCGGCGACGAUACUUUGUCUACUGAUGUCCAAAACAUUCAAUCAACUGCUGCGGAGGGAACCAGUGGUACUAGUCGAAAGAGAACCCCGAGUAAAGCCAUUGCUUCAACGUCAACCAGUAAAUCGCGACGCAAAAAAUCCUUUAACAAGGAUGAGAUCAAUGACGCUGAAGACCUUCAAAGCAUUCUAGAGGAUUCAGACUCGGAUUAUUCUGCGGAGAGUUCAUAUCCUGAAGAGGAUGACAAUGAUAGCGAUUUGGACUUUAGCAUUUCCGGGAGAUCGCCGAAGAAGCGCAAAUCGGUUUCACAUAGUAAACAUCCAAAGAGUGCUUCUAAAAAGGACGAGUCGCUUGAUUUGGGCAAGAAGAAAACUGUCAAAUCGCCGAAGAAAUUUGAACCGAAAACUCCGACUUCUAUGCUUAACAAGACAGGAGGAGUUCCGAGAACAUACGGUUCAAAGCGUAACUUGCAACAGCAUUUAUCAGUACCGGCAACUCAAGUGUCUGCAAAUGUGGUCCCAGCAGUUUCUGCUCCUGUUCAUGCUCCUGCACCUACGAUAACGAUCAUUAAAAAGGAUCACAAGAAACCUGUCAAGCCAGCUCAUCACAACCAAAAGCUGAUAAGUGAUAUGACGUCUCUGUUCUCUACUCCAGACAUCAUCAAAAAAGUCGGUCCUGGGGUUGGUCGUUCUGCUUCGCAUGCUCUUACUCCCACUACAACACCAGUGAUAAUGCCCAGCACUUCAAACACGAUCCGAGUGGUAACGCCCAAUACUUCAGAAACGAUACGAUUGGUAACGUCAAACACUUCAAAAUCGAUCCAAGUGAUAACGCCUAGCACUUCAAACACGGUCCGAUUGGUACCAGCACCGAGUACUUCGAACACGAUUCGAGGUUUCGUGCAGCUUACACCCGCAAUAAUCCGUGGAUCACAAAAGCUACCGGCUCACAUUUCGAUUCAAACCCACACCAGUGCUUCCGAAGAACACGAUAAACGUUUAGAUCUCAUUGAUUCGAUUGUUCAGCAAGAACUGAACCAUUCGGAUUCAAAGCUUCCACUACAGCAACCUGCUCAGCCCACCAUGACGGAGGAUAUUGUGAAAAUGUUGGAAAAUAACCUCCCUCCUGGUGGUGUUCAGGAGUCUGUUCUCCCUAUUACAGACAACAGUAUUUUGGCCGCACUCGGCUCCAAUGACGAUGGUCUUCCGGAAGAUCUCUUACAACACGUUGCCGAGCUUGCCGAACAUAAAGAACUUCAAGAAAUUCUAGAUAAACAAGUCUUGGGGGUUAUAGGAACCGAUCCUCCAAUCCCACCUACUGCUCCUCCUUUACCCGUUCCCUCCACGUCAACCAUGAUACCAAUCCCAGUUUCUCAGCAACCGUCAAUCCCCGCUUCAACUACGAGCAGCAAUCCAUCAUCUCUAACAAAUCCAGAAUCAUUACCAACAAUGACCGUUAAGGAGCAACUGAUGCCACGAAAGGAAGCUAUCCAAAUCCGGCGGAGUGAUGGUCGCAUCAUCACUUUACCACCCAUUGAAGCACCUGCAACUCGAUCAGCUAAACGUCGCGCUCAGGCUGGAACUAGCUCUAGUGCGUCCUCUACUUCAGUGUCAGCAGCUUCGCACACGACAGUGGCCCCGUCAACUAGUGCCACUCAACUAUCAGCUACUCAACACAGCAAAUCGUCUAAACAGUCGACCAAGGUUAGUGCCGGAUCGAUAUCUUACGACGAUGGAUCCGGCAGUUUGAUGAUCGACGAGUCGCGAGGGAAAGGUAACCGAAGUGGCACCUCCAGCAGAAGGACCUCGGAAUCGUCCUCCACAUCGGGUCGCGGUAAACGGCAAAGCACGGUGGCAGUUGCUGCGGCCAUUGCAGCCGCUGCCGAAGAUGACGUCGAGUCGGAUUCGAGUUGGAACUCGGAAGAUGAUCCGAACAGACUGUGGUGCAUUUGUAAGCAGCCUCAUAAUAACCGUUUCAUGAUUUGCUGUGACACAUGCGAAGAAUGGUUCCAUGGCAAAUGCGUCAACAUCACCAAAGCCAUGGGUCAGCAGAUGGAGGAGGAUGGCGUCGAAUGGAGUUGCCCCAACUGCUCCAAGAAGAAGCAGGAAAAACAGCAACCAAAGAUGACAGAAUUUUUGGUGUCGAGCAGUAGUACUACGAGCAUCAGUGCAGUACUGGCAACGGCAGCUGGCCAAACUACGCCAAAAGUAGUUGCGGUUUCCAUGUCGGGAUGCGUCGUUUGCGGCAGUGAGUCGAGGAUAAGCUCCGUUUACUGUAGCGAUGAGUGCAUCCGGAAACAUGCCGGCAUGGCAAACAGUUCAGUAGCCACAACAACGCCCCUAUCCUCUACCGCUUCAUCACCUACUCAGAGCAUUGGCGGAUCUACUACCAAAGAAAAGCAGAGAGAUCGAUCAACUACGGAAGUUGAACGCAAACAGGACCCGACAAAUGUACCUAAACGACCGUUGUACGUUAUAGAACGUAAAACUGGCCGUUGUAAAAACAUUCCAGCUACGGAGAAUCUCAAGGAGUGGCUGUUGAAAAAUCCAACGUUUCUGGUCGUUACACCGGGGAGUCCCCAAGAAGCCAUAAUUCUUGCCAAACAAGCAGAAGUACGUAAGCAGCAGUUAGUAAAAGAAGCGCAGAAGAAAGCUGCCACUCUUUCCCCGGGCACUGGGCAUAGUUCAGCUGGAAAAGUACAAUCACAGCUGAAGAUAACGGACCAAAAAAAGCUAACAAUAGCCUCCCCUACAAGUCAGCCGAAGCAGCAACAGCCGCAACAACCUCCGAAACCACAUGUGAGAACAUUUUCAAGAGUAGUCGCUGGAACUCCCGUUGCAAAGGCUGCUCAAUUGGCCUCUAGCAUCAAACCGACAGUGGCAUCGACUCCGAAACCGUCUGCAAGCAGUACGCCAAACUCUUCGAGUGGCAGUGAGCAUGGUGGUAAGAACCAACGUAAGACUCCUGAAGCGAAGGCGUCAGUGAAACAACCGACUGUCCCUGUCGGAGAAAACAUUCGAGAGACCGCCAAGAAAACUCUGAAGAAACAUCUCCUCCAACGAUCGUCGGAAAUAACCGAGAAGGACGUUGUGCGGCUUACUGAGCAGGAAAUCGAGAAAUUUGUAGAGGAAGUCGAAGAGGAAAUGUUCCAAUUCUUCAACAAGGACACCGGCACAAAGUACCGUGCGAAGUAUCGGACACUAGUGUUCAACAUCAAAGAUCCCAAAAAUCUAUCGCUGUUCCAGAAGAUUUGCGAGAAGCGAAUCGGGGCGAAGCAGUUGGCACGCAUGACUCCGGAAGAAUUGGCUAGUCAGGAACUGGCUCAAUGGCGAGAGAACGAGAACAAACAUCAGUUGGAGAUGAUCAAAAAAUCGGAACUGGAUUUACUGGCAUGUGCAAAGAAUUAUGUCCUCAAAACCCACAAAGGAGAAGAAGUCAUCGAAGGCAAACGUGACGACCGGUUGCAGCUCGAUCCAACCACUGCCGUUGAGGAUGUGGUAGCCGUGCUGAACAAUUCUACUGUUAGCAGUACAAGUGAGGUGGAUAGCACACUUUCGCCAUCGAUAGACAACUAUCGCAAAGAUUACGAUUUCCACGGAAAGUAUUCAAGUGGGCUUUAUGGAACUGGCUCUAUAACUAGUUCGACCGUGUCCGGAACGAAUACAACUGCCACCGGCAGUGGCACUGGAUCGUCUUCAACUUCCUCCGCCAAAAAGAAGGAGUCUCGGCGAAGCCGGAGUAGAAGCAGAAGUCGCGACAGAAGCAAGGAUCGAUCGAGGAGCCGUUCAAAGCAUAAGAGACGCCGCAGCCGAAGUCACGAACGCCGGAGUAGAUCUCGCGAUCGGGAUCGAGAUCGUGAGAGGCAUCAUCGCGACCAUAGGUCUGAACACCACAAGUCUGAUCAUAAAUCUGAACACAAGUCGGCGCAUCACAAGCCCGACCACAAAUCUGAGCAUCAUCAUCAUCACCAUAAAAAGCACGAUUCGAGAGAUUCUAGAGAAAAAUCCGUUAGUGAAAAGACGAAAGAGGAAGCCUCUUCAAGUGUUUCCUCUGAAAAGGACAAGCAGCUCAAGAAAGUGGACAACAAACCAGAAAGUUUUAAUUUGAUCGAUCAAAUUUUAUCUUCUGCUGGAGGCAGUGGUAGCAAACAGGUUGAUGCUUCCGAAAAAAGUAGCAAAGCUGAACCUGAAGUUGCACCUGUUGUACCAGCUGAGCAAGAUCAAGAACCGACCAGUACGGUAACAAUUCCCACGCCUCCACAUUCCACCAGCUUUGACAACGAGUCUCCAGUCAACGACUUUCCUUCAUCAGACACGGAUGGAAACGUUGAGAAGGGCCUAUUUGUUCACUGGACAGGAAAUGUACAUAUGAUCGAUGUCGCUUCGGUGGAAAUGUCUAUCCGGUCAGUAAGUGGAGAUGUGGAAGAGGUUUCGAAUAAAAUCCCCGAAGAUUUGGAGAUUGUUGGUACGAUAAGACCAGAAAUGGUGUGGAACUACAUUGGACAGCUUAAGAGGCAAGAUAACUAUAAAAUUUGUUUAGUCAGAUUCCAAUCUAACGACACCGUCGCUUACGAAGAGCUCUAUACUAAUCUAUUAAAUCGUGGGAAAUUUGGCGUGUUUGAAAAAUUCCCCUCUGCCAUCAAGGACUUUUAUAUUUGCCCGUUGCCAGCGGAAAAAAUGAUUCACAUGAUUUUGAAACCUCUGCGAGGCGUUGGCAUCAUCGAAGGUGACAAAAAACCGAAUCUUCUGCUAGGCAUCAUUGUACAAAUCAUAAGAUCUAACAGCGGAACUGCAUCUUCUGGUGGGAAGUCAAUUGCCGCCAAGACACCUCGACGACAAACCAAGGGAACAACUAGCAGUAGUUCUACGGCUGUUUCGGCGUCUUUUGCACUGAUGCAGCAGGUCAUAACGAAAUAUGCGACAGUGAAUAAGAAAGUUCUGACUCCAGAAUCCGGAACGACGAGUAGUUCACCCUCCGGAAGUCCUCGAUCACCGGUGGCAUCAACUUCGUCUGCAUCCGUUGCUACGGUUGCCACAAAAUCCGAAUUAAAACUGUCACGAACCUUGUCGGAAUCUUCGGAUCACGGAGAAGUGGACAUGGACAUCAUUAAGGCGCCAGUUGUAGCCAAAGCAACCGCAAUGAAGGAACCCAUCGCAGCGGUAGUGAUCGAUGAUGAUGACGAUGAGCCAUAUUCCCCUGGUGGUGUCAGUGAUGAUAGUGAUCACUUUGCCGAUGUUACAGCAAUUGUUGAAACGAAAACUCCCACUUUGGACAGCGAGUCGGAACGAAUCAGGCGGGAAAUGGAGGAAAUCAAUCGUAAAAUAGCAGAGGAAAAGAAUGAGAUUGUAGGAAUAAUAAAUAAGGCGGAACUGAAAGAAGAUGAGAUCAAAUCAACGCUGGAUCCUUCGCUUAUUACGGAUAUUGCUAUUCCAUCCAAUUUGUCGGAAAUUUUGGCCAGUAUAAAAACUACACCGUCAUCAGUUGGUGAUAUUUUGAAAGGUGGUUCAGCUAAGGAAACGACUAAAAACGCUACGUCAGUUGAAGACGACGAAGAUGAAUACGUGCCGACAGCAGUUUAUUCCAGCUACAAAUCUGGCUAUGGCUAUGGUACAGGUAAAAGUGGCAUUGCAGAAUCGUCAUCAAUGCCUAGGAAACCUUCAGCAGUUGGAACCGGCAAUAGUAGCGGCACCAGUAGAUUGGCAAAGUUAACCGAAGAGGAGCUCCUCCGAAUGGUUCCCGACGAUAGCUACCUUCAACCAAGUAAACCAACUCCGUCAGCCAUUGAACUGGACAGUGACGGUUCCGCUCCGUCAUCAAAGAAACCCAAGUGGGACUCAAAUGAACCUCCGCCACCUGGCAUGGAAGGUGACAUGGAUGUAGUUUAAUUUUGGCCGAAUAUGGUAAAUCUAAUGUUUUGAGAUUCCGAUAGAGAGAAAGCGUAAAAUAUAUUUGUGACCAUUCUGGCAAAGAUUCCUUCAAAAAACAACGCUCUAUAAAUCGCUUUCAUGUUCAUAGUAUGUGCAAACGCUAAACAUAAACAUAAUUGCUCUAAUCUACUCUUGUGUUUAGAAGUAGUAACACUUGCAAAUUAUUAAAUUAUUUAAUAAUCAGCAAGCUCGUAUAUUAUGCAUUACAAACUACACAAGAUAUCGAAUAAGCAAGCGUAAUGUGAACGUAGAAGGAAACAUAAUCGUAAGGUUGUCUGUAGUUUAACAAUUCAAACCUUAGAUUUAUUGUAGAACUUUGUUAUCACUUCUGUUGACUGUGACAGGGACAAGUUCUCAUGUCCCUUGUAGAUUUGCAAUCUUUGCUAUUCGUAACUUUUAUAUUAUAAUUCACCGCUCAUGUAUGUAGUUUUUGCUUUGCCUCGAAACACACUUCGGAAAUGAUUUGGCUUUAAUGUAAUAUUUAUCUAUGCAUAAAAAAACACAUUUAAACGAUAAACUUGAUAUUGUAAAGGGGCAUGUUUAAUAUAUGCGUAAAGUAGAAAAUAGUAAUCGUAAGAGCAUUUAUUUAGGUAAGGUGACACUAGAGGCAGAGAACCACAACAUUUUCGGCGCGAAAUUUCCUCCUUAGACUUAUUUCAAGUCAUGACUUUGGAAUACAAAUGUAAAUUGAAAAGCAAAAAUGUACAAAAUUGGCUCAUUUCGAGCAAAAGUAUCGUUAACUUAUAAAAUGUUCUAUGUACAUGUUCUAAUAAAAAAAAACAUAUGUGUAAUGAAUUAAUGGAUUUAUGGAGAACAAAAUAAAUUGCUUCAACAAUUCAA
This is a messenger RNA of Aedes aegypti (yellow fever mosquito), 7882 nucleotides long. It is a transcript of the gene pps, whose product is annotated as death-inducer obliterator 1. The record is from RefSeq and is a predicted model, not a curated record. Gene Ontology annotation, cellular component: nucleus. Lineage: Eukaryota; Metazoa; Arthropoda; Insecta; Diptera; Culicidae. The coding region runs from base 302 to 7000 and encodes 2232 amino acids. The transcript has 10 exons. Gene Ontology annotation, biological process: DNA-templated transcription.